Messenger RNA from Thamnophis elegans (Western terrestrial garter snake), 2069 nucleotides. RefSeq names its product nicotinate phosphoribosyltransferase (gene NAPRT). The record is from RefSeq and is a predicted model, not a curated record. Gene Ontology annotation, biological process: NAD+ biosynthetic process. Lineage: Eukaryota; Metazoa; Chordata; Lepidosauria; Squamata; Natricidae. Gene Ontology annotation, molecular function: nicotinate phosphoribosyltransferase activity. The transcript has 13 exons. The coding region runs from base 5 to 1603 and encodes 532 amino acids.
GGGCAUGGAGGGCGGGCGGGGCUCGCUGGUGCUGCUGACCGACCUCUACCAGUUCACCAUGGCCUACGGCUACUGGCGGGCAGGGAGACACCGCCAGCCAGCCGCCUUCGAGCUCUUCUUCCGCCGCUGCCCCUUCCAGGGCGCCUUCGCCCUGGGCGCCGGCCUGCACGACUGCCUGGCCUUCCUCCGCGCCUUCCGCUUCAGCCCCGCAGAUAUCGAGUACUUGAAGUCCAUCCUUCCUGCGACGACCGAGGAAGCUUUCUUUGAGUACUUGCACACAGUGGAUGCCUCCGAGGUCUCCAUCUCGUCUGCCCCAGAGGGCUCGGUGGUUUUCUCCAGGGUGCCGUUACUCCAGGUCAGGGGUCCCUUGUUGGUGGUCCAGCUUAUGGAGACCACCCUGCUCUGCCUGGUGAACUACGCCAGUCUGGUGGCCACAAACGCCGCCCGCUUCCGCCUCGCAGCUGGCCCUGGCAAGAAGCUGAUGGAGAUGGGUCUGCGCCGGGCUCAGGGCCUGGACGGAGGUCUCUCGGCAUCCAAGUACUGCUACGUGGGCGGUUUUGAUUUCACCAGCAACGUCCUGGCCGGGAAACUCUACGGGAUUCCAACUCUGGGAACUUUGGCUCAUUCCUACGUCUCCUCCUUCACCUCUAUGGAUGACGUCAACACACAGAGCCUGCUGCCCCUGACUGGGAAGGAACCCAUGGACUUUCCAACUUUAGUGGACAAGUGGUUGACCCAAGUGUGCCAGUUACUCCACAUCCCGCCGGAGAAGGUGAGCUGCGGAGAGCGGGCAGCCUUCAUGUCCUACGCCAUCGCCUACCCUCACAACUUCCAAGGCCUGGUGGACACCUACUGUGUCAUGAGGAGUGGCAUCCCCAAUUUUUGCGCCGUCGCCCUGGCCUUGAACCAGCUGGGAUACCGAGCCAUCGGGGUGCGGCUGGACAGCGGAGAUCUGGCCAAGCAGUCGGUGGAGAUCCGGCACAUCUUUCGGACCUGUAGUAAGCAUUUCCAGGUUCCUUGGUUCGAGACGAUCCCCAUCACAGUGAGCAACGAUGUCAGCGAACAGAGCUUGGAAGAAUUGUCUCGAGAGGGAAAUGAAAUCGAUAUGAUUGGCGUGGGGACACACCUGGUGACCUGUCCCCUUCAGACUACCUUGGGCUGCGUCUACAAGCUGGUUGAAGUCAACGGGUCUCCAAGGCUGAAAGUGACCGAAGACCCAGAGAAGACCACCUUGCCUGGAAAGAAAGUGGUCUACAGACUGUGGGAUGAAGCAGGCUUCCCAUGCAUGGACCUCAUGGCCCUGGAGGAAGAGCCGGCUCCUGAGGCUGGCCAGGAGGUGGAGUGUUGGUCUCUAGGAGGGACCGAGAAAGCCGGGAAGGUGAUUCCUUCUGCAGUGGAAGUCCUCCACCUCGUCUAUUUUAAAGAUGGACAGAUUUGCCGGCCCCUGCCCACCCUGUUGGAGAUCAAGGUGCACGCUCAGAUGUCCUUGGAUAAACUCAACCCUGUCCAUAAGAGGCUGCAGGAUGCGGAGGCCUACCAGGUGGCCGUGACAAGGAAGCUCUACCAGCUCCUCCUCGACCUGCAGAAGGACAGCUGCUCCUGAGCAUCACUCCGGGGUCACAAACGGAAACCAUCUGGUGGCUGCGGUGGGGAUCUGGACUGAACAAGACCCCAAAUUAUUGGCGGGGGUGUGGCCAACCUCCAAGCGGCUCACCUCCGACGUCCGUCUACGCCCUCGUCUCUCCAACUCCGUUAUCCUGAAUCGCACACCCGUACACAAGUCUCUGGGUCACUUUCCCCAAGGAGCUGGCUGGGGAUUAUGGGAGCGUUGGCCAAGUGACUGGGAGAGAGCAGAGGGCCUGUGGGGUUGAUAGAAGAACCCAACCAAAUUUUCUGCGUCCCAGCGCAGGGGUGUGGCCAGACCAGAUGCGAAUCGCUGGUAGGAUGCAGGAAGAAGGAUGUUGAUAGCCACGGUGAUGUUGGGACACGAGUGAUCUGCCUCCCCCACUCCCCACAGCCCACCCACCCAAAAUCCAAUGUGUGAGUUUGAGUUUGAGUUUAUUGGUUUU